Molecule: messenger RNA, 2342 nt
Organism: Trichoplusia ni (cabbage looper)
Lineage: Eukaryota; Metazoa; Arthropoda; Insecta; Lepidoptera; Noctuidae
Gene: NGR-A27
Product: neuropeptides capa receptor-like
Exons: 7
Coding region: 637-2040 (467 amino acids)
Biological process (GO): neuropeptide signaling pathway
Cellular component (GO): plasma membrane
Molecular function (GO): neuromedin U receptor activity
Source: RefSeq, a predicted model, not a curated record
GCCUCCCCUUUUUCGUGCCAAUUUCUACGGUCCUAUGCUAGCCUAGUGUAGGAUUUAUACGUUAACUUAAAUGAAUAUUAUUUCAAAUUUUAUUAUGCCACUAAAUGCAUAGUAACUAUAUUCUUAUAUGCAGAGGUAUUUUCGAGAUCGUGCAACAGUUAUUUGUCAUACAAUUCAAUUUACAAGAAUACAUUUAUUAUCAUACCCGAGAGGACAACUCAUAAAUAAUCGAUAGGAAUAGUCUAUAAAGUUAAAUUGAAAGUAACAUUUGCUAUUAGUUAAAUGAAAAGCCGUAAGCGUUGCAACGCAAAGCCAGUCUACCAACGGAGACCGCGCGCUACGGACGUAGCCGCGUAGUCGCGUAGCGGCGCACUGCUACGAUCGUGUUGUGAACAACUUUUAAAGUUACGUGGCUAUUUAAAAGGUUCUGUACAAGUUAUAAGUUCGUUUUCUGAUAUUUGAAAGUUGUAUGUAAAGUUAAGUUAUGACAUACUUAUUUACAUUUCUUUUUCUGUCUUUAAUUGGUUUAUUAAAAUGAUUGGAAAGCUAGUUUAAAAGUGUAUCUUUAUUAAAAGAGGACUCGGAAAAAAAUCCACUUUUGUCUUACACAAGAAAAUGUUCUAAAUAACAACAAAAAUGGAGGAAUUUCUUCGCGUUAACGAGACUGUCUCCCAAUGGUACGAGCGUUGCACCAACUUGAGCAACUUCGAUUGCUCUGAGGCGGAGAUGCUGUGGGUGAUCAUGGGUCCUCGGACGCUGCCCCUGAAGAGGAUCAUCCCCAUCUCGGCGCUGCUGCUGGUGAUCUUCGCGACGGGCGUGGUGGGGAACGUGGCGGUGUGCGUGGUGAUCGUCAAGCACCCGGCCAUGCACACCGCCACCAACUACUACCUGUUCAGUCUGGCGGCCAGCGAUCUGUUGCUCUUACUCUUUGGUCUUCCAAACGACCUGUCGAUCUGCUGGCACCAGUAUCCCUACAGCCUCGGCAUCGUCUUCUGUAAGCUGAGAGCUCUUAUCUCUGAAGCGGCCUCGUACGUGUCGGUGCUGACGAUCGUGGCGUUCUCUCUGGAGCGCUACCUGGCCAUCUGCCACCCGCUGCACCUGUACGCCAUGGCGGGGCUCCGGCGCGCGCUCCGCAUCGUGGCCGCACUCUGGCUGGUCUCCCUGCUCGCUGCAUCGCCCUUCGCGCUUUACACUACUGUCAGCUAUUAUGACUAUCCUCCAGGUUCUGGCAACUCAUCCCUGGAGUCAGCCUUCUGCGCUAUGCUGGAGCAGCCCUCCUGGUACCUGUGGGAGCUGAGCAGCCUGCUGUUCUUCAUCCUGCCAGGAGUCGUGAUCCUGGGCCUGUACGUCCGCAUGGGACUCCGCAUCAGGUACGUCCUGGGGACGACACACGCCAGCAAGCCUGGUAGCCCCGGCACAUUGAACGGUGUGAACGGCAGCGUGCACGGGGAGGCGCGCCAGGCACAGUCCAAGAAAACCAUCAUCAGGAUGCUGGCGGCGGUGGUGGUGGCGUUCUUCGUGUGCUGGGCCCCGUUCCACUUCCAGCGCCUGUUCUUCAUCUACGGCACCUCGUCCCCCUACUUCCACACCAUCAACGAGUGCCUCUUCUACGUCGGCGGCGCCUGCUACUACAUCUCUGCUACUGUUAACCCCAUACUGUAUAAUGUUAUGAGCCAUAGGUACCGCAUGGCGUUCACGGAGACCCUCUGCUGCGGAGCUGUCAUCAACAAGAAGGGGAGGUACCGAGAGCACUCCAGCAUCAGAGAGACCAUGGUGAACCACCACUCCGAGGGCACGCACCUCGUCAGGGUCCGCUCCGAGGUCCAGGGCCGGAGGAACCGCCUCGACAGGAGGAGCCGGCGCUGCAGCUACUACGGCACCGAGACCACCAGCCUCUGCAGCGAGAAGUGGAGACAGGAGACGCCCAAGAAAAUGAAUACCAUGCUGAUUAAUGACAGGAACAGCGUGACAUCAGCACUCUGUAAUAAUAACGAGAGCCUGAUCUACAAUGAGUACAAAGUCGAUGGUGACGUCACGUAGGGCUGUCACUUCUUGUAAAGUGCGUAUUUUUUGUGAAGGUUCAAACUACGGUAUUGUAUAUACUGGGAAUGUGGGACGAAUUGAGAAUGUUGGUUAUGUUAAUUUGGGGCAUAAGCUUAAUCGUUAAAAAUCGUUAGAAGAUAAUCGGUAGCAUUUUUAUAAAACAUUUUUAUUAAAACUGUAAGUUAAUGCAGACGUAAAAGUAAAUAAAGUCAUGUUUUAAGUAUUUGUAAAAUGAUUCAUUGAUCACCAAUUUUGUAAGAAACGCGUUAAACUAUCAUAAGUAUGUGAUAUUUGUUUAU